Molecule: messenger RNA, 3143 nt
Organism: Brienomyrus brachyistius
Lineage: Eukaryota; Metazoa; Chordata; Actinopteri; Osteoglossiformes; Mormyridae
Product: leucine-rich repeat neuronal protein 1-like
Exons: 2
Coding region: 532-2775 (747 amino acids)
Molecular function (GO): protein binding
Source: RefSeq, a predicted model, not a curated record
UCCAAUCCGCUACUGGGAUCCAGUUGCCUGGUGAGAGCGGUACCAGGUGUCAUCAUAAGAGCCUCGGUCGACCGCGGGAAGCACGCCAUGAGGCGGUGCGCCGAGAGGCUCUGUGGCUCAGUGGACGCUUCGCAGGUGCUGAGACGGGGCAUCUCCACACAUCUGGGCCAUGCUCGUUUCUGCGCCUCGUUUUUCUACGGAUAAUCGGUUUUUAUCUGGAAUGCGACAGUUGCUGAGCUUAUUGUUGUUGUUCUUCUGUGGUUUUAUUUCACUGUAACUCCGUCUCACACCCAUUUCUGCGUCAGCCUGCGUGCAAAGUGUGAAGAACCGAUACUCAUCGUUAAUGUGAAGGGUGUUUUUCCACUCGGCCAUGCAUAAUCCGCUGUUUAAGGUCCACUCAAACUUUAAACCAGCUGUGAGGAGCACCCUGAGGUUUCCAGGAGCACAGGAAUUGAAGUUCAUUGAAUCUUACCUCCCAAGGCAGUCACAGCUGGUCCGCUAAAAGCAAAUUAUCUGGCUCAAGGGAUUUGAAUGAUUUCCUGUCUCCGGUUGACUCACACCGAUUCUUCUGACUCCCUGUUGGUCGUGGAACUGAUCCGGUCUCCAGUCCACUCAGGUAGACAGGAAAGACUGCAGGAGAGCAGUGCCAUGCUGGGUAGGCUGUGCCUUGGCCUGAUCCUUGCGUGGGCAGGACUGCCCUCGGGGUGUAGAGGCGAGUGUCCCCAGUUGUGUGUGUGUGAGACCCGGCCUUGGUUCACUCCUCAAUCCACCUACAGGGAGGCCACCACAGUGGACUGCAAUGACCUGCGCCUUACCCACAUUCCUGCCAACCUGUCAGGUGACACCCAGGUUCUCCUGUUGCAGAGCAACUAUAUCGGCAAGACUGGACAGGAGCUGGAGCACCUGUUCAACCUCACCGAGCUGGACCUCUCCCAGAACAACUUCAGCAGCAUUGCAGAUGUGGGCCUUUCUAACAUGUCCCAACUCACCACUCUGCACCUAGAGGAAAAUCAAAUCACCCAGAUGACUGACCACUGCCUGCAGGAUCUGGUCAACCUACAGGAGCUUUAUAUCAAUCACAACCAGAUCAGCAUCAUUUCUCCCAACGCCUUCUUGGGCUUGCACAACCUGCUCCGACUCCACCUAAACUCCAAUAGGCUGAAGGUCAUUGACAGUCGGUGGUUUGAGUUCACACCGAACCUGGAAAUCCUCAUGAUUGGGGAAAAUCCUGUGCUUGGCAUUAUAGACUUAAACUUCAAACCUUUGACUAACCUUAGAAGCCUGGUGCUAGCUGGCAUGGACCUUACAGAUAUUCCUGGAAAUGCAUUUGUGGGACUAGACAACCUGGAAAGUUUAUCUUUUUAUGACAACAAGCUAAUCCGGGUACCACAGCUUGCAUUUCAGAAGGUUCCCAGUUUAAAAUUCUUGGAUUUGAACAAAAACCCAGUGCACAGGAUUCAGGAAGGAGAUUUCAGGAACAUGCUAAGACUAAAAGAGCUUGGUAUGAAUAACAUGGCUGAGUUGGUUUCCAUUGAUCGUUAUGCACUGGACAACCUUCCAGAAUUAACUAAACUGGAGGCGACCAAUAAUCCUAAGCUAUCAUAUGUGCACCGCCUAGCCUUCAGGGAUGUGCAGUCACUAGAGAGCCUCAUGCUGAACAACAAUGCACUGAAUGGUAUCUACCAGGCAACUGUAGAGUCUCUGCCUAACUUGCGGGAGAUCAGCAUUCACAGCAACCCGCUACGUUGUGACUGUGUCAUUCAGUGGAUGAACUCCAACCGGACCAUGAUCCGCUUCAUGGAGCCACACGCUAUGCUCUGUGCAAUGCCUCCAGAGGUUAGGGGUCAGCAUGUGCGGGAGGUGCUACCACAGGAUGCUUCUGACCAGUGCCUCCCCAUGAUCGCUCAUGAAAGCUUCUCCAACCACCUCAACGUGGACAUUGGCAUGACCGUUAACCUGGACUGUCGUGCAAUGGCUGAACCUGAGCCAAAGAUCUAUUGGGUGACCCCCCUGGGGAACAAGAUCGCAGAUGAUAUCCUGUCAAAGAAGUUCCAGCUUAGCAGAGAGGGCACGUUGCGCAUUACCCAUGUGCAAGUUGAGGACUCAGGAAGGUAUACUUGUGUGGCUCAAAAUUCAGAGGGGGUGGACACUCAAGUGUCUGCCCUCCGGGUCAAUGGGACUCUCUUAGAUGGCACGCAGCUCAUGAAAAUUUACGUGAAGCAGACUGAGUCACACUCCAUUCUGGUAUCCUGGAAGAUAGACUCAAAUAUUAUGACCUCCAACCUGAAGUGGUCAUCUGCUACCAUGAAGAUUGAUAAUCCACACAUCACCUACACUGCCAGGGUGCCUGUAGACGUCCAUGAGUACAACCUCACGCAUCUACAGCCUGCUACAGAGUACGAGGUGUGCCUCACUGUGUCCAGCAUUCACCAGCAGAUGCAGAAGUCCUGUGUGAAUGUCACCACCAAGAGAGCCAGCUUCACCGUGGAGGUUUCGGAGCAGGGCACCAACACUGCCCUGGCCGCCAUCAUGGGCGCUAUGUUCGCUCUCAUCAGCCUGGCAUCCAUUGCAGUUUACGUUGCCAAACGACUGAAGAGGAAGAACUACCAUCACUCCUUAAAGAAAUACAUGCAGAAGACCUCCUCCAUCCCCCUGAAUGAGCUCUACCCACCCCUGAUUAACCUCUGGGAUGCGGACAGCGAGAAGGACAAAGAGGCCUUUUCGGACACCAAGCCCACACAGGUUGACACAACAAGAAGCUAUUAUAUGUGGUAAAAUCCAGGGAUCUUUGCUUCUUGGAGCACAAAGUCAUAUUUUUUGCUUUUAUUGUGCAAAGGUUUUUAAAAAAAUGAACAUUUCUGUUUUUGUUUUCCUUUUUGGAACUUCAGAUUUUCGAGUGAUGAAAGCUUCUUAACGUAGGAUAUCUGCUUUUCCUUUCUUAUCCUUUUUUGACACUGAAAACGGCAGCUCUGUUCAGCUAUCCUAAUGUUUCAGUUGCUGAGCUUCAUCUCACUGAGACGGUCCAUGAAUCGCAUGGCUUCCGACGGUGUGGUUCCUGUCUCUGCCGGAGAAGCGGAAGCCGCAGCGCCGACUCAAAGCCUUUUCUGUUUCUGUCCUUAGCAGCGUUUUUUUUUUUUUUUUUU